Alligator mississippiensis (American alligator) is the source of this 3570-nucleotide messenger RNA. RefSeq names its product glycosylphosphatidylinositol specific phospholipase D1 (gene GPLD1). Gene Ontology annotation, cellular component: extracellular region; extracellular matrix. The coding region runs from base 76 to 2733 and encodes 885 amino acids. Gene Ontology annotation, molecular function: GPI anchor phospholipase D activity. Lineage: Eukaryota; Metazoa; Chordata; Crocodylia; Alligatoridae. The transcript has 25 exons. The record is from RefSeq and is a predicted model, not a curated record.
UUCUUUUGUCUCUGGUCAUAAGAUACAUGCAAUGAGAUGUAAGAUAAACAAUGGCUAACAUUGAAUUGGAAAGCAAUGGCAUCUCAGAUAGCACGACAGUUUAUCCUCCAUGUCAGUGACAUGUUUGAAAGAAGAGAAACGUACGGUAACCUGCAUUUCAAAGGUCACAGCACAGCUUCCCAAGUGUUUUCAAAACCACAAUUUAUAAACCAGCACAGCGGCAACAUGGAUGAUUUCAGGAUUUGGUCUGUUUUGCUAAUCACGUUCUUCGGUUUGUGCCAAAGAUGCAUGCUGUGCGGCAUUUCAACACAUAUUGAAAUAGCACAUAGAGCUUUGGAAUUUUUUGACAAACAUGAAAGGAACAUUAAUUAUAGACAGUUGUUACUAAACCACCAAGAUGCAUUUCAGGCUGGGAGUGUUUAUCCUGAUGCUUUUUAUCCUGUUAUUUGCAAGAAUGGAAUAUUUCAUCGUGUAUCUGAAGACACUCACUGGACACCAUUUCUCAACACCAGCAUUCAUUACAUUAGAAGGCAUUAUCCUCACCCUUGGGAAGAGGCUACGGAGAAACUGGUGGCUUUCUUGUUUGGAAUUGCCUCCCAUAUGGUGGCAGAUGUGAAUUGGCAUAGCUUGGGCAUUGAUCAAGGAUUUCUACAGACCAUGGGAGCAAUUGAUUUUCAUGGCUCAUACUCAGAAGCUCAUCAAGUUGGUGAUUUUGGAGGAGAUGUAUUGAGCCAGUUUGAACUGGAUUUCAGUUAUCUGGAAGCAGACUGGUAUAUACCUGUCAAAGACCUAAUAGCCAUCUAUCAGGAAUUUUAUGGUGAAAAAGUUGUAACUGAAGGCACAAUUAUUGACUGCACUUACCUGCAGUUUCUUGAAUUAUAUGGAGAAAAACUUGCUGUUGCUAAGCUCUUCCCAACAUAUGCUGGCAAAUCUCCGUUUUUGGUAGAGAAGUUCCAUGAGUAUUUCCUCGGAGGAAUGGAUGACAUGGCAUUUUGGUCAAAUAACAUUUUUCAGCUAACAGGACAUAUGUUAGAAGCUGGGACUAGUGGCUGCUUCAUGCCUGAGAACCCGCUAUUCAUAGACUGCAACAGGAGGCACAGACAGAGCUACAGAAUUAAACAGUCCAAAAAUGAACACCAAGAGAACAUGACAUCUUCACUUGCAAAACAAGUUGAUAAGAAUAUAAACUAUACUGAGAGAGGAGUUUAUUUCAGGCAAACUUGGGCAACAAAUUCCCUCCAUUUUAUAAAUGGAGCUUUUGCAACAAAUGUCCAAAAAGUGCUAGCAGUCACACAUCAACAUGCCUCUAACCAUGUCACCAAACCCACAGCCUCCUACUUCCUAAAAUCACCUUAUGCCAGGCUUGGAUGGGCGAUGACCUCAGCUGAUUUAAACCAGGAUGGAUAUGAGGAUCUAGUGGUUGGAGCACCAGGAUACAGCAGAUUGGGCUGGGUGCAGAUAGGACGGGUGUACAUAAUUUACAGUAAACAAUCAGGUUUGCCUCCAGUAAAUAUGAACCUGAACAAGAAAGCGGACCAAGUGCUGGAGGGUCAUCAGCCUUCAGGCAGGUUUGGUUCUGCUGUAUCAGUGCUGGACUUCAAUGAGGAUGGAGUUCCCGAUCUUGCGGUGGGCGCACCCUCUGUGGGGUCACAGCUUCUCACUUACAAAGGUGCCGUGUAUAUAUAUUUUGGAACUGAAGGAAAAGGCUUCUCAUCUUGGCCCAACAUCACCAUAACUUGCCAGUAUACCUACUGUAACCUUGGCUGGUCUCUGCUGGCUACUGACAUUGAUGGGGAUGGAAGAUCUGAUCUGGUGGCCGGUUCUCCUUAUGCACCUGGUGGUGGGAAGCAGAGAGGAUUUGUGGUUGCAUUUUAUUCCUACUUCAACAGGAGCAAUCAAGGCCUGCUGUCAGUAGAGGAUGCUGACUGGAUGGUGAAGGGGGAAAAGAACUAUGCCUGGUUUGGAUAUUCGCUUGACAGACACCAAAUGGAGAACAUGUCCUUACUGUUGAUUGGUAGCCCUACCUGGAAGCACUGUAUUAGUCUAGAUUGCCACGUCUCGUCUGAUAGCAGGGAGAAUGUUGGGAAGGUGUAUGCAUACAACCCGCCAAGCGCACACAGCUGGUUUGCUGUAACUGGAGACGGGGAGAUGGGCAAACUGGGUUUGUCACUGGCUAGUGGCUUUGUGUCUGUGGCUGGAAUCCCAAGACGUGUGUUGUUGGUUGGCGCACCUACCUCUGACAGCACAUCCAGGAUUGUGUUUAUACACUCAGUACUACACCAAGCUGGGACUGUUCUCAUGUAUGACUUGACAGACAAUACCAAGCCUUCUUUGCUCAGCACUUUCAGUGGGGACAGGAAGUUCUCUCGCUUUGGAGGAGCUGUACACUUAAGUGACCUUGAUGGUGACGGAUUAGAUGAAAUUGUUGUGACAUCCCCUUUGAGAACUACAGACAUCACAUCUGGAAUCUUUGGUGGGGAGGCUGGACGUGUUUACAUAUAUAAUGGAAACCAGACCACAUUGGGUGAUGUGACAGACCACUGCAAAUCAUGGACUUCUCCUUGUCCUGAGGACUGGGCACAAUAUGUAUUGAUUUCUCCUGAAGAAAGAUCAAGAUUUGGGAGCUCUGUCAUCACUGUUAAAUCUGAAGCAAAGAGCGAAGUUGUAGUAGCUGCUGAGAGAAGCUCAGUGAAAGCCAGGCUUGGUGGAAGGCUUUUUCUCUAUGCUCUCUAAGUAUUUCCACUUGUUUACUGGGCACAUGCCCAUUUGUCAGUGGAGCAUCCAUCCAAAUCCAUGAUGGAUAUCCAUAACUCUUCCCUACACUACACUAACUGGAUGCUUCAAGUUCAAAAUGGGACAUGCAGGAAAGGACAACAUCUGCAUCACAGAGCAAGUCAGGAUGGUGUUUGUUUCAUUUUAAACUGAUGGGGAAAUGCCAAGUGUCCUGACUCAUCUGUACUUUUCAAACCAAUUCAGAUUAUGUCCACAAAUGUUAAAUUAUCCAGCCGUAGUCAAAAUAAUAGUAAAGGAAUUAAAACCAUUGGACCAGACAAGAGUAGCUCCUUCUUGUAAUGAGGAAGGAUAGUACAUUAUUUACCCAACAGGUAAUAAAGUAGUCAGCAUGCCUAUGAUGCUAUUUUGAUACAUGUGAUCUAGGAUUUUAAAAUAUGAGAAACUAGUUAUGCUAUAAAUGAAUCCCUAGUAGAUGGACAAGGGAAACUACACAGGGCUAGCUGUGUGAAGGUGCUGGAGAAUAGAUAGGCACAGCCCAUUCAAGAGAAGUCUUUGCCCUUUGACUCUUUGUAGAGGCACAUAUUAAGGAGAAAGACUGUCAGGACAAACAGUGCAUGUCUGGAGAAGUUAUAGAAAUACUUUACUUUGAAGCUCAGAGUUGGGCUCCAGUGGGAAUUAUUCCUUAUGAUUUUAUGUUGGACUCAAUGCCUGUGGUAAGUUUAAAAAUCACUUCUUAUGGGUUGCAUUAUGUCUUCAAUUAAUGAGCACUGUAGUUUUUAUGGGACGGGUUAAACACUGAAUGUAUAUCAAUACAUAAUUAAAUGGUAUAAGCAACAA